Molecule: messenger RNA, 5145 nt
Organism: Lagopus leucura (white-tailed ptarmigan)
Lineage: Eukaryota; Metazoa; Chordata; Aves; Galliformes; Phasianidae
Gene: GALNT13
Product: polypeptide N-acetylgalactosaminyltransferase 13
Exons: 13
Coding region: 295-1965 (556 amino acids)
Cellular component (GO): Golgi apparatus
Source: RefSeq, a predicted model, not a curated record
CGCCGCGGGUGCGCGUUGCCCGGAGCCGGGUCGGGCGUUUGAGAACUUUCAGCGCGUGGCGGCUGCCGCCGGCUCAACGCUUCCGCAGGUGCUGGGACUGCUAACCUCUGGUUCAGCUCCAAGGCUGUGCAUGGGGACGUGGCUGAAGCACAGCUCCCAGCGCUGGCGUGGAACGCAGCGUAUGACGUGGGAUGCAUGCCUUUGCUUCCAUGUUGGAUUUUAGCUCUGGGAGUUUGGUGCAUCUCAGCAGCGGCGUUCUUUCUUUAGCGCUUCAGCUGGAAAGGAAGCAAAGCGAUGAGGAGAUUUGUUUACUGCAAGGUGGUGCUGGCCACUUCUCUCAUGUGGGUGCUUGUGGACGUCUUCUUACUUCUGUACUUCAGUGAAUGUAAUAAAUGCGAUGACAAGAAGGAGAGGUCCCUGCUGCCUGCUCUGAGGGCUGUCAUUUCCAGAAACCAAGAAGGACCCGGUGAGAUGGGGAAGGCGGUGCUCAUUCCAAAAGACGACCAGGAGAAGAUGAAAGAGCUGUUUAAAAUCAACCAGUUUAACCUUAUGGCCAGUGACCUGAUUGCUCUGAACAGAAGCUUGCCAGAUGUGAGGCUGGAUGGGUGCAAGACCAAAGUGUACCCUGACGAGCUCCCAAACACCAGUGUGGUCAUCGUGUUCCACAACGAGGCCUGGAGCACCCUGCUGCGCACUGUGCACAGCGUGGUCGCCCGCUCCCCGCGCCGCCUGCUUGCCGAGAUCAUCCUGGUGGACGAUGCCAGCGAGAGGGAAUUUCUGAAGGCCUCCUUGGAGAACUAUGUGAAGAAGCUGGAGGUCCCAGUGAAGAUCCUCCGGAUGGAGCAGCGGUCAGGGCUGAUCCGUGCAAGGCUGCGGGGGGCAGCAGCUGCCCGGGGGCAGGUGGUCACCUUCCUGGAUGCACACUGUGAGUGCACCCGUGGCUGGCUGGAGCCAUUGCUGGCCAGGAUCCGGGAGGACAGGAGGACUGUUGUGUGCCCCAUCAUCGACGUGAUCAGUGAUGACACGUUUGAGUACAUGGCUGGGUCAGAUAUGACUUAUGGAGGCUUCAACUGGAAGCUGAACUUCCGCUGGUAUCCCGUGCCCCAGAGGGAGAUGGACAGGAGGAAGGGGGACAGGACCUUGCCUGUAAGGACCCCUACUAUGGCUGGUGGCCUAUUUUCUAUUGACAGAAACUACUUUGAAGAGAUAGGAUCUUACGAUGCAGGAAUGGAUAUCUGGGGUGGAGAGAAUCUUGAAAUGUCUUUUAGGGUUUGGCAGUGUGGUGGCUCCCUUGAGAUUGUCACAUGCUCACACGUUGGCCACGUCUUCCGUAAAGCAACCCCUUACACCUUCCCUGGUGGCACAGGACAUGUCAUCAACAAGAACAACAGGAGGCUGGCAGAGGUCUGGAUGGAUGAGUUUAAAGACUUCUUCUAUAUAAUAUCCCCAGGUGUUGUGAAGGUGGAUUACGGCGAUGUGUCGGCCAGGAAAGCGCUGAGGGAAGCCCUGAAGUGCAAACCCUUCUCGUGGUACCUGGAGAACAUCUACCCCGACUCGCAGAUCCCGCGGCGCUACUACUCACUGGGAGAGAUCAGGAACGUUGACACCAACCAGUGUUUGGACAACAUGGGCCGCAAGGAAAACGAGAAAGUGGGCAUCUUCAACUGCCAUGGCAUGGGAGGGAACCAGGUGUUUUCCUACACGGCAGACAAGGAGAUCCGCACGGAUGAUCUGUGCCUGGACGUGUCGCGGCUCAACGGCCCUGUGACCAUGCUCAAGUGCCACCACAUGCGAGGAAACCAGCUCUGGGAGUACGAUGCUGAGAAGCUCACCCUGAGGCAUGUCAACAGCAACCAGUGCCUGGACGGGCCGUCGGAGGAGGACAAGCUGGUCCCUAGCAUGAAGGAGUGUGCGGGCGGCCGGUCCCAGCAGUGGCUGCUGCGCAACAUGACGCUGGGGGCCUGACGGCCCGGCCCCGCGGCUCCUGCCGACACGCAGCCCUCGGGGCUGCUGGAAACCUCUCACCCACAGGAGGCCCCGGCCCCGCUGGAAACCACAGCCCUGUCGGAGGCCUCGCGCCCGCAGGAGGCCCGCCGACCGACGGAGCCGUGCUGUGUUGUUCUCCAGCAGGGCUCCACGUGCCCCCUUCAAACCCGUGACUGCUCAAAAGAUGUGCAUCGGAGCUUAUAAAUAUCAAAACCCGCGCCGUUAGCAACGCGAAUGUCCUCGGUGACUGUUUCAAGAGAAACCUUUGUGAAGUUUGGUGGGAGAGGUUGGGUGCAGUGUGUUGGUGUGUGUGUGGUACAUGGUGCUGCAGAGCAGUGGCACGGCACGAAAUGCCUUACGGAGCUGACGGCGCUGGGAACAACGGCCAGUGGUUCUGCAGCCUCCACGCGUUGGUACCUGGCUUUCCUGGCAGGGCGAUGGGAUGUUGGCAGUGGGGAAGACCUGCACUCGACGGGCCACUGAGGUGGUGUGCAGAGUUUGUGAUGUCAAGAGACAGCGGCAUAGCCACGUGUGUGUGUUUGAAACAGCAGCAGGACGGAGCGUGUUCAUAAACUGAAAUUGAAUGGAACAACAAAAGAGACGUUGGAACAGUCCUAAGAAGGAGUGACACGCGUUGAAAUCUGCAGUAGGAAGACUGGGUCAGGGCUAGGGCCUGCAACCUCACACCUGGCAGACAAAGGGUUUUUGCUGCUUCCACUGAAUUGAUCCUCUGUGAGAAACAGAGGCCAGGUGUCAGGCUGGACCCAACCUGCAGCUGCUUUUGAGCAUCACUGUGUCCCUGCAUCCUAUGUGAAACGCAGUCAGGAGCGUUCCUCCUGGGAUCCCCUGUCACAGUGGGUAAAACCAUGGGUCGGGUCCAGCUCCAAUAGAGAUGGCAGAUGCUUAUUUAUAUUUUUAAUAAUUUUGUGGCUUAAUCAUUUUGCUUUGUUAGCAUGGUUAUUAAAGAAGCACUGAUGACACGUGGUCGUGUCGGAGGCAUCCCAGGAGCUAAUGUGUCAGCCUGUGGCUGGGUAUGGGAAGGUGACCUGUCCAUUCAGUAUCAUUUCCAUUGGCCAUCACAGCAGAGAUUCACAUAAUUAUGGGUCAGUAUUCUCAUAUGUAGAUAGUAAAAAUUCAUAGCCAUUUAUAUUUUCUAGAUACAUAUCAUUACAUGAAAUGUAGAAGCCUGUUCAAUUUGAGAAGUGUCCAUCCUGACAGCCCUGCUUAGAACAGUGUCAGGCACUUCCAGUCUCAUUUUAAAAUCCCCCCAGAAUUAUUCAGUAUGGCUUAAAAGCCAGCAAAACAGAAGCUGGCUGUAAUCUUUCUUCACAGGAACAGCAUACAAACCUCACAAACAAACGUAAACCAAUCUCCAUGCAGAUUUUCUUUUUUUAAAUUAUUUCUUUAUCUCCUUUCCAAGGGCUGUUCGGGAUGCAGAGCCACUCAGGCCGGUGGAUGAUACAUCCAGAUGCUUGGCUUUUGCUUGCUGUUGCAGCAGUAAAAGUUAUGGGAGGUCCUACAGCAUCUGUGAGCGUUAGGAGUGAGCACUCCUGGUGCCAACUGAUGGCUGCCUCCAGUGUGACGAUGUCACUGUGUGACAGGGCAUCCCCAGUGCAUGAGGUGGCAGCUGCUGCACCCCUUAGAGGCUGUUUGCAUUGGGAGGUUCUUCUGGCAUCGUUGCUUGAAGGUGCAAGCAGUCUGCAGUUGGCUAGGCUUGAGGUGCAGUCUCAGAGUGACUGAGGCUGAGAAAUUACGUUCUGACUUAGGAAAAAAGCACUGAAUUUAGCCUCAGACACAGUGGGUGUUUCUGUUGGCUCGAAUCCCAGACCUACCUCCUUGAUGAGGGGUCAGAUCCUGGAUCUGCCUCCUUUGUGAGAAUGUGCAAAACCCCUGAGUCCUUCCAGACGAAUUUCACAUAAACCUCUCGUGUAGAAUGAGGUGGUCGUGGUGAGGGGCAAUUUAAAUGCUGAUACAACAUCAAGGGUAACAAAUUGUGAUGUAGGAAAUGAAUGUAAGUUUCUGAGUGCAUGGACCCCAGUCUUUCCUCCAUCUCCUAAAUUUCUGUGUUUCCUGGGCAAAUAAUUCGAAAUUUCUCCUUUGGUUGUGUGCCCACAAAGGGCAGCACUCAGAGUCACAGACCACAUCUGAUAAGCGUGGUUCUGUGUGGCUCUCCAUUGACAAAAUACCUCCAAAGGGUGUUGGGAGGACUGGCUUCUGUUUGCACAGUGUGUUUAAAAUAAAGAGAACUCUACAAAUACUAAAUAUAAUAAUUAUUUCAUCGGAGAAUUGCUUGUAGUCCUUGUGUUAAGAACUGCACUGAUGAAGUGAGGGCCAGCCAUCGUGCAAGGGGUCAUCAGCACGCUGUGAGCCCAAGGAGGCAGGAGAAACCAGGCACAAGUGGGGCCUGAAGCAGUGAGGCGUUGUGAUCUGUCCAGCUAGAUGAGUUUCUCUGCACGCAUAUUUCCCAGUCACUAGAAGGAUUUAUUUCUUUGAAGGGCGUUUUGAAGAAAAGCUGUGUGCUUUGCUGCAAAGCUGUGCGUUCUGACUUUGUGUCUGCGCCUUCUGGUUGUUUCUGCUGUGGGUGCUGGGCAGAGCCUCCAGGCUCCCUGGGUUCUGUGCUAUCUAAAAGUCCUUGCAUUCCCCGUGUGGAACAACCUGGGGAUACAAAAGGAGUUGGUGAGCCCCAGUCUGUCCCAGCAGCAGGAGCUGUGCUGGGCUGGUGGUGCACCAGCAACAUCCAUGGCUUUGUGUCAGCGCUGCUUCUGCAACUCUUGGUCACUUUCAUCAAGAACCGCUGCUCCAACAGUUACCAGCCCUGUUUAUUUCUCUUCUCCACAUUCAGGCCAGCUUGGUAAGUGGGCACUGAGGAACAUUUGGGGCACACAGUUCCUGGGGGGAGCAUUGGGAUUGUGGUGGGCUUUGGUGAAGUGGGGGGAUGGCACAAGGCAUGGCAGCCUGCAGCCUUGCUUAGCAGCGCUCCUGGAUGAGGGCAGGGAUUGACUUCAAUUUACAAAGGUAGACUGUGGAUAAAGAAUUGCACAUUUUAAAUGUUGUAACAGUUAUUAAAUGGCAUCCUGGUACUCUUUGCUGUACAUUUAAAUUUAAAUAUUUAUACAUUUUUGUAGAAUUAAAAUAUACUGGUUUAGUUUUCUUCUGGUG